CUGCCACACUGAUGCGACAGGGAGGGAGAAGUCAUUCUCCUCAGAGCAGGCGGUAACUCUUCAGCUGGCAGCAAACCUGUGACUUUUAUAGAAACACGCCAUUCUGGAACAAGAAAGUGGCUGAUGGCUGUGAAUAUAGCCUACUGUUACUGGCAGAGGAGGGGGUGCGACUGAAGCUUAAGCUUAAGUAAACAGCGCUUCGAAGGACAUUUGGCAUUUUCUACACUAGUUUUUACUUAUAUGAGGGUUCAAGUUACAAGAAUACACAUCAAAAUGAACUCAAAGUGGGCCUACUCACUAUUCCAAAUGAAUGCGUCGUGAGUGAUGUGUGCUGUUUCCUACUCACAUUGCUUAAUUUGAACAACUUUUUUAGAGGCUUGAAGAAGUAGGCUAAGUAUUUCACAAACAGAGCAACGGUUAAAAAGGAAAAUGAGGAAAAACGCAGAAAUAAGUUUAUUUUCUUAUCAUCUUAUUAAUAUUUUUUAUAUACUGCUUUAGGGGAAACUUUGAUCCCGGUUGCGCCAUGAAAAGUGUUAUUUUAGGGAUGAUUACUUAUUGGAUUGUGACAGUCUCUUGCUUGCUUCGCACCGUAAUGCUAAAACUGUAGCUGAGGUUCAGAUGAAGUUUGAAGCUGUUUCCACGCAGCUGUGUCCUUCCUACGUCACUGCCAUCGCCGGUGAGUUGUUAUGCCAACAUGAUCUAUGUCAGAGUGCUGGAGCUCUUCCCUCGCUGUGAAUCUUAUUUAAUAUUGCGAGAGCCCUUGCUGGUAGUUACGUAAAAGUCAGUUAAAAAAAUUUUUAAACACAUUUCACUUUCCUUUUAGCGCCUCCGUCUUGUCGCGGUGGGCUUUAACAUGCCGGCUAUCAACAUAUCCAAGGCGCCCAAAGCAUAUCAGGCCGUGUGUAGGUCUGCUGCGUUAGAGACUUUGCUCCGCUCCUUCUUUGGCAAUUAGCUAACACCUCUGUUUCUCUUCACUGAUUGGAAGACAGCACGUUGUCUGUACAUUCAAACACUUCUGACUUGUGCGAAAAAAGUCUGUUUCUCGUUACAGACGAAACCUUGUAAAGCACAUUUUUCGGCGCGAGGACGUACGGUGUGAGAGCGCGUGCCUGAGAGAGAGCGAAGAGGUGGGGACUCCGACAGUGGGACAGGUUUCUCCGGAAGAUGGGGAGCGGCUUUCAUUUAAGACACAGUGUAGUCGCUCUCUGCUACUGUGGAAACUGUGUGGGUGCUCGGCAAACAGUGAGGACGACCUUAAAUAAGGGGCUGGCCUCUGUAGGUCGCCUACAGCAGAACCCACUGCCCCCCUCCCCCCUCCCCCUCCCUGGUGCAGUGAAUCUGCAAGUCCGCUAUAUAAACUGCACACAGCCACCAGAGCGCACAGCUUCAGUGGACAGCUCCGUGGUGCUGAAAUCUCACAGACACCGCACACUCGCUCGUACUCUGAAGCCGCGAUACGUGACUGGAGCCAUGGCCGGAUUCUCGUGGAAACUUUUUCUACUUUCUUGCCUGGUUGUUGUGGAGAGCGCCGCGCAAGACUUCGGACAGACGCAGUUUAUUUGCACGUCGGUACCCAAGGAUAUGGACUUGUGCACGGCCACGAUGCAGAACAGCGGGCCGGCGGAGGACCUGAAGACCACGGUCAUGCAGCUGCGGGAGACCGUGCUGCAGCAAAAGGAGACCAUUAUGAACCAAAAAGAGACAAUCAGGGAACUAACUUCCAAGUUGAGCCGCUGCGAGAGCCAGAGCCUCCCGGCAGCAGCGGGACCCGGCGGGAGACGGCCGGGGUCGAAGAACACGAUGGGGGAUGUAUCCCGGGGCACCACGGACACUCUGGCCCAGCUGGGACAGACUUUACAGACGCUGAAACAGAGACUGGAGAAUCUAGAGCAAUACAGCCGAGGGAACAACACCGUGCAAGCGAACAGCCUGAAAGACCUGCUACAAAACAAGAUAGACGAUAUGGAGAAGCAGGUUCUGUCCCGGGUCAACACGUUAGAAGAGACCAAACCGAGCUCCAGGAAUGACACCGAGCAGCGGAACAGAGUGGAGUCCACGCUCACCUCUCUGCACCAUCGGAUUACAGACCUGGAGAAAGGUAAAGACACCAGGCCAGCAGAUAAGUUCCAGCUCACCUUCCCCCUGAGGACAAACUACAUGUACGCCAAAGCCAAGAGGAGCCUUCCUGAGAUGUACUCCUUCAGCGUGUGUCUGUGGAUCAAGUCCAACGCCUCACCCGGGGUGGGGACACCCUUCUCCUACGCUGUCCCGGGUCAGGCCAACGAGCUGGUGCUGAUUGAGUGGGGGAACAACCCCAUGGAGAUUCUCAUCAAUGACAAGGUUGCAAAGCUGCCGUUCCUCAUCAAUGACGGAAAAUGGCAUCACCUCUGCAUCACGUGGACCACCCGUGACGGGAUGUGGGAAGCCUUCCAGGACGGAGUGAUGCGGGGAAAUGGUGAAAAUCUGGCACCAUACCACCCCAUCAAACCAGAGGGAGUGCUGGUCCUGGGACAAGAGCAGGACACGUUGGGAGGUGGCUUUGAUGCGACACAAGCUUUCGUCGGUGAGCUAGCAAACUUGAAUAUCUGGAAUAGGAAACUUUCUACCACCGAGAUCUACAACUUGGCGACCUGCAACAGCAAAGCACUGGCUGGCAACGUCUUCUCCUGGACGGAGAGCAACAUCGAAAUAUUUGGCGGAGCGACCAAAUGGACCUUCGAGCCUUGCCGUUCGCUCAACUGAACUGCAUUUCACUGUUCAAGAAAGGCCUCUUUGUAUUUCUAAGCUUUUGUCGUUCUUGUCUUCAUUUGACGUUUGUUAGAGACUAUUUGAGUUAUUGGUAAGCUUAAAUCUGGGAUUUCUAUCAUUCUUAGGUAUUUAUGUGCAAAACAACACUUUUCAUCUUGAGGAAAAAAAAAUCUAAUUCAUCUUGGAAACCUCAGUGAGAAAGUAUUGGUAUCUGUUUCUCCUUUUUUUUUUUCUCGGACGUUGAAUUGAAAGCACACCUAAGCUUUUCGUUUGGCUUAUUUCAUCUUGGACUGGCAGCUGGCAAUCUGCGCCUUAUGUUUGGACAAUUCACAAUCCAAGUGAGGAAUUACAUAACCACUCCCACCCCCUUCCCUCUGGAGAGUGGGAGAUUACGUUGUCCAUCCAAUUCUUGUCAGUGUUUGGCGCCGUGAAGUGAUGUCUGACGCGGUACAGCUCCCUGCAAACCCCCCCCCACCCUCCCUCCUCCUUCACUCUGCCUCGCCCCUCCGGAACUUGCACUGUGACUGACGAAGAGAUCGCCAGGAGAGGAGGGUAUGUUGAAGGACACUGCAAAGUCAGACUGUGGUACAAGUCAAUUUGUAAUUGUUGUUCGCUUCAAGUGUUUCUGUAAGAAUGUCGUUAACUUGCCAACAUUGCUACAAAGCCUGGGUGCCUUGGGCUGGUACAAAUAUUCAGCACAUUCUGUACGUUAUAAGUUGCAAAUUCAAUGUUUAUUGGUUUCUGUUUUCUUUUCUGAGCUGGGUUGAGUUUCUUGUUCCACUGGUAAAUGUAAUUUAAUUACAGUUUGUUAUCUGACUUGACGUGUUUUGGCAGGUGUUUGUACUACUCUGUAUUAGGAAUGUUACAGUAUUUGUAUAGUAACAGCAUGAAUGACAGAGUGCUGUGAAAGCAUUGUUGAAAUCUGCUUUACUAUCUUCUCUGGGUCUGGGUUUUUUACUGUAUUGUUAUAUGCUCCAAGCAUGGCAAAACUGAGAGAUGAAGAAUUUAAUUUUUGUAAUAAAAUUGUGAUACUUAAUGUCA
Molecule: messenger RNA, 3789 nt
Organism: Siniperca chuatsi (mandarin fish)
Lineage: Eukaryota; Metazoa; Chordata; Actinopteri; Centrarchiformes; Sinipercidae
Gene: nptx1l
Product: neuronal pentraxin 1 like
Exons: 6
Coding region: 1165-2742 (525 amino acids)
Source: RefSeq, a predicted model, not a curated record